Molecule: messenger RNA, 2906 nt
Organism: Carassius carassius (crucian carp)
Lineage: Eukaryota; Metazoa; Chordata; Actinopteri; Cypriniformes; Cyprinidae
Gene: cdh27
Product: cadherin 27
Exons: 18
Coding region: 364-2838 (824 amino acids)
Biological process (GO): cell morphogenesis; adherens junction organization; cell-cell junction assembly
Cellular component (GO): catenin complex; adherens junction; plasma membrane
Molecular function (GO): cadherin binding; calcium ion binding
Source: RefSeq, a predicted model, not a curated record
UUGAGUCUGCAUCCAUGUUGAUAGCUAAAUGCACUACAGAAAUCUCCAGUAAAAAUAUCAAAAACAUCUUCUUAACCUGCUGCCACUUUCUACUAGACAUCAUUUUGUGAGAUGUAUGCUCAAAACGACAAUCUGCAAGUGGGAAACAUGUGUAAUGUCUCUCUCUCUAUAAUGUCUUAGUGUGUACACUGCAUACUAUAACUAAGACUGCCCCGGGGUGUAGUUACCUGUACUUCUGCACUACACAGGUAUGAUCUCAACUCUCAGUCCAAUGCAGAAGCAGGUCUGAGCGUGAGAGUUCGUGAGAUUCCAGUGUUAAUGCUUUCUACCUCAUAUUAAGAAACUGAAAUUAUUACAGCUACAAUGAUGUUCAGCUACUUGUUGCUUAUGGGAUUUGUCUGUCUGUGCAGCAUGGAGCCUCUCAGACGCCAUAAAAGAGCCUGGAUUAUAGACUCGUUUGAAAUUGUGGAGGAACACCCAGGGCCUUUCCCUUAUGAUCUGGGCCAGAUUAAACUGGACCGUAGCUAUUUAGUGGAGUUUAAGCUAAAAGGCAAAGGUGUGGAUGAAGACCCAAAGGGUGUCCUGUCAAUCGAUCCAAAAACAGGAGUCAUUAAAGUCCACCGGAAAGUCGACUAUGAGCAGUACAGCCUUCUGAUGCUGACUUUUCAAGCAAGAAAUAAGUCCAACUUGGCCGUAGAUACACAACUAGGCAUGGAGGUCAACAUACUGGACAUCAACGACAACCCGCCGGUAUUCCAGAGGAAGCUUUAUGAUGUCGAUAUAAAUGAAGCAGCAAAACAAGGUGGUUUUAUUGUAGGUGUAUUAGCUAUUGACAAGGAUGCGGCAGGAACUCCAAAUUCCACCAUUGACUACAAAAUUACUUCUGUCACUCCACCAACUAAAAAUGUGGAAUUCUACAUGCAAGAAAGUGGUGCAAUAUCUUUUAAAGGAUGCCUUGAUUACGAGGUGGCUAAUAAAUACACUAUAAAUGUUGAAGCAAAAGACCGUGGAGUUGUAAAGCUGUCAAGCACAGCUACCAUAAUUGUCAACCUUCAGGAUGGGAACAACCAUCUACCGGUUAUCACAGGACAAACGGGUUCAGCUAAUGUGUUGGAAGGGACAAAUGGUACUUCACCUCUCAAAAUACAUACAGCUGAUGCUGACACGCGUCUCACUGCUGCAUGGAGGGUCAGAUACUCCAUACAAGGGGAUGAAGGUGGCCACUUCUCCAUCUACACCGAUCCAGAUACCAAUGAUGGAAUCCUCACAGUGGUUAAGCCCUUAGACUUUGAAGAAAAAGCAGAACAUAAACUCACCAUCUUUGUAGAGAACGAAGAGUCUUAUUUCUCUUGUGAGGUGAAAGAGAGAUCUGCAGAUGGGCUCUGGACAAUCAUCACAAAUCCAGCAAAACCAUCCUCUAGGGAUAUUACCAUUGCAGUGGAAGAUGCCAAUGACCCGCCAUUUUUCCUAGAUCCAGUAAGAAAAGUAAUUUUGGAAGAAAAUGGUGUUGUUGGUGCUUUUGUGGAUAAAGUGACAGCAGUCGAUCCUGACACGGGACGUCGCCACAAACUUGAGUAUUCUAUUGAUCAUGAUCCUGCAGGCUGGUUCAGAGUAGACCAAACAACUGGGGAAAUAUUUGUAAAAGAGUCUUUGGACAGAGAGUCAAGUCAUGUGAACAAUGGGACUUAUACAGUCACUGUCCUUGUGACAGAGAAGGAUGACCAUCCUCCAAUGACAAGCACUGCUACCAUUCAGAUCUACGUUGAAGACCAAAAUGACAAUGUGCCCCUUUUAAAGGAGAACAUGAUUUCUGUCUGUCAGUCUGAUGAAGUGUCACACGCAGAGAUCACAGCCUUUGACCUCGAUGGAGAUCCGUACAGCGGCCCGUUCAGUUUUGAAAUAGUAGGAGAUCAUAAGAAAGAAUGGAGCUUUGACCCCAGUCAUGGUAGCACAGUGCAUUUGGUGAAGGAUAAAAGUGUUCAUACUAGUCUGUACACACUGAUUGUGAAAAUAUCUGAUAAACAGGGCAGGUUUGUCCUCCAGAACCUCUCUGUUGCUCUGUGUGAUUGUGUGGUUUCACCAAACUGUCUCACGCAGCGUAACACACAGCAAAAAGUGGGAAGUGGCAUGAAAGGAAUUACCAUCCUUGCCACGCUGAUGAUUUUGGCAUGUCUGUUGCUGUCUCUCACUUGCUCUUGUGGGACUGUGAAGUCUCUGGCGCAGGUAGACGAUGUCUUAGAAGAUGCCCUUCUGCCUUCUAACAUAGAGAAACCUGGCACUGAUUGUGUGGUCCCGACUAUUCUACUGAAGAACACAUCUGUAAGUCACUCAAAGGACGCAACUCUUGUCAAUUAUGGGGUUCAACAGACAGCUGACAUUCAGAGGGUAUCUAGCAAAAUGAUGGCCGCUCCAAGUCUCCCAGUGGAAAUCGAUGAGUGCUGGUCUAGAGACAGAUCACAGUGCUAUUCAAGUGAGACAUGGAUGUGGAACCAGUAUCAGAGUGACAACCGCUACCAGGGUUCAACAUUUAGCAGGAGGAGCUCACAAAGACGACGGGGUGCCUAUUUCAUCAGCUGCUCAACUUUACAAAGCUUGCUCUCGCAGAGGCUGCAUUCAAUACAGUGCCUAGAAAAUGAGUUGCUUGAUUACGAACCUCAGCUUUACGCCCUUGAGGACAACCCUGAUAAUUUUGUAGACCUGGAUCCCAUAGACCUGCCUAUGAAUGAGUUUGACCCUGAGAAGCUCUCUGAUCUUGGACCAGCAUUUAAGAAUCUGGCUUAUAUCUGUAGCCCAGAGAAAGUGUUCAAAUCAGAAAUGAUGGAGAAUAGGACCAGAUAGUCAGGAGUCAGGAGGAAGAAGAUGUUUCACCGAUGUUUUGAACAGAAGGCUAAUUGUUGAAAAAAAAA